GCAGUUUACAGAAAUCAAUUCUACACCCUUCACUGGCCCCUGUGCUGAGGACCAUGUCCUCUGCUUCCUGGCUCAAGCUGUUGGUUAGCGCCAUAGUCCUGGUCCAGACACAGGCUAGAGGUCGAGUUCUCACCGCGCGCCGCCCCCAGGCUCGCACUCCAUGCGGUAUUUCUCCACCAUCGUGUCCCGGCCCGGCCUCGGGGAGCCCCGGUUCAUCUCCGUCGGCUACGUGGACGACACGCAGUUCGUGCGCUACGACAGCGACGCGGAGACUCCGAGGAUGGAGCCGCGGGCGCCGUGGAUGGCUCAGGAGGGGCCGGAGUAUUGGGAUAGGGAGACACGGAAAGCCAGAAACACGGGGAAGAACUUCAAAUUGAAUCUCCAGACCCUGCUUAGCUACUACAAUCAGAGUGACGACGAACCUCACACUCUGCAGUGGAUGUAUGGCUGUGACAUGGGUCCCGAUGGGCGCCUGCUCCGUGGGUACUGUCAGGAGGCCUACGAUGGCCGGGACUAUAUCUCCCUGAACGAGGACCUGAAAUCCUGGACCACAACUGACACGGCCUCUCAGAUCUCUAAGCGCAAGUCAGAGAUCGUGAACGAGGCCGACCACCAGAGAGCAUACCUGCAGGGCCCCUGCAUAGACUGGCUCCAUAAAUACCUGCAGCUGGGGAAAGCGACCCUGCUGCGCUCAGACCCCCCACAGGCACAUUUGACCCAUCAUCCUGGACCUAAUGGUGAUGUCACCCUGAGGUGCUGGGCCAUGGGCUUCUAUCCUGCUGACAUCACCCUGAGCUGGCAGAGGGAGGAGGAGGAACAGACUCAGGACAUGGAGCUGGUGGAGACCAGACCUUCUGGGGAUGGAACCUUCCAGAAGUGGGCAUCUCUGGUGGUGCCUUCUGGAGAGGAGCACAAAUACACAUGCCAUGUGUAUCAUGAGGGGCUGUCUGAGCCCCUCACUCUUAGAUGGGACCCUCCUCAGUCCACAGUCCCCAUCAUGGCAGUCAUUGCUGGUCUGGUUCUCCCUGGAACUGUGAUCAUUGUAGCUGUGGUUGCUGUUGUGAUGAAGAGGAGAAACACAGGUGGAAAAGGAGGCUAUGAUCAUGUUGUAGCUUUAGACAUCUGCCUCGCGGGACUCAGUAAGUGCUGACUCAGGAAACACCAGAUCUCUGGGGAUGAUGAAGAUCUGCAGAGACCAUCCCUACCUACCAGGACACUGACCCUGAGUUCCUUUCCAGGACCAAGCUUCCUAAUUCCAGUACUAACAGGAGAGACUCUAUUAAUAAAGCUUGCUUAAAGAUCAGAGCAAAGCAGCCAUGUUUGCCAGUCACAGAGGCCAGGCAGUGGUAGCACACACCUUUAAUCCCAGCAGCCACACUAGGUAGCCAUAGAGGCCAGGUGGGGGUGGUGCACGAUUUUAAUCCCAGCACUAGAGAGGGAUAUAAAAUAGGAGGAGACAGAUCUCAGCCCAGUCUCAGUCUGAAUCUGAGGACUCCUGGAGGCAGGAUCACCCACUUUUGGUCUGAGGUAGAAGCUAGAGCCAGUGACUGGCUGCUUUGCUUUUCUGAUCUUCAUCUUGA
Messenger RNA from Chionomys nivalis (European snow vole), 1580 nucleotides. Its product is annotated as H-2 class I histocompatibility antigen, D-37 alpha chain-like. Gene Ontology annotation, molecular function: peptide antigen binding; signaling receptor binding. The coding region runs from base 161 to 1150 and encodes 329 amino acids. The transcript is spliced from 7 exons. NCBI's taxonomy places the organism in Eukaryota, Metazoa, Chordata, Mammalia, Rodentia, Cricetidae. The record is from RefSeq and is a predicted model, not a curated record. Gene Ontology annotation, cellular component: external side of plasma membrane. Gene Ontology annotation, biological process: antigen processing and presentation of endogenous peptide antigen via MHC class I via ER pathway, TAP-independent; immune response; positive regulation of T cell mediated cytotoxicity.